GAGGCGGCUGGCGGCGCGGACGAGCAGCUGCUGCUCGAAGGGGCUGCGAGAUGGGGAGGCCCGGCGGGGCGGCCCGACACUGCGGCGAGGGAUGCGCCGGGCGCUUGGGGGGCUGCCCGUUGGCCGGCCAAGAGGCCUUUUGCUCUCCGGGAAGAAGGGAGCCGAAGCGCCGCCUGUCAACUUCGGCCGCCUCUUCCCACUUUUCCGCUUGCAGGGCUGGAGGGUGAAAGCUAAGCGGCUCCAAAGAGCUAAGGGGGCUCCGGCAAAUAAGGCCCCCCCGCCACCUCCCGUCGCUCUUUAGUCUUUAGGCGCUGGGAACGCGGCGAAGCUCGCGGCCCCGUUUAAGCCAAAAGGGAAGCGAGUUGCUCGAGGGACGGCAGGCAAGGCAAGCCGCGGGCUCCGGUGAGGAUGCCCGGAGCACGCAGUGGGGUGUGACUGGAAUGCUCUCGGACUCCUGUGGCUAAGAAGCACGUGUGAACGUGCGCGAGGAAGGAAGCGUGCCUUUGGGGGUCGGUGCCGGCUACCGCUCAUCAAAGCUGCCGCGGCUUUGGGUGGGUUGCAGCCUCGGUUUCUGAGCUGAAUGUCCGGGUGCCCCGAUCCAGGCGGGGCCUUCUUUUUAACCAUCCUGGGAACUUCCAUAUUCCACGGGGACAGGGAGUGACUUGACGGGGUGGAAGAGCUCCUGGAGUUUCUGCAUUGGUUCAAUAAUGUGCAAGUUCCCUCCCCAGAAUUUUGGUCCGGCGGGCCAAAUGUUCCCUCCCGGGCACCUUUAUGGUUGUGGGGAAGGGCUGCCAGUUUGGCAGAUUCAGAGUGGGUGAUCUGGACCUCAGCGGGAACUGCCGGGCCCGACCCCCUCUUCCCUCGCUGUGCCAACCUGCAGCCGCGAGUCAGGCUGGGCUCGGAUCCUGUAACGUGAGUCAGCAGCGGUCCUGGUGGUGGCGGUGAGAGCGGUGCGCCCGACUCUUCCGAGCUCCUUUCGACUGCAGGGCGGCUGCUGGAUCAGAGCAAGGUGGGGAGGGUGGGAGCCCAGUGGAGGAGGAGGAGGGAAGGCAGCAGCCACCGCCGGGGCCGAGUGAAAGGAGCAGCCUGCUCUGCGUCUCGGGAGGGGGCGAGGGCGGGGGCUGCUGGAGGCAGGUGGAAGCGUAAAGGGGACCCGAGAGGGCUGAAAGGAAGCAAGGCUGAGAAAGGGCUUCGCUGCAUCCCUUCGGAGGCUCCAGUCUUGCCCGGUUUCAGCUGCUGCUUCUCCAGGCCACACAGCUGACCUUCCUGCUUUCCAUGCUGUACAUUUCCCACCCGCCAUAAGAAACAAGCGAGAUCAAAGAACAUUGGCUCAGUCUCUUUCCAGCCAUCCCAGUAAGAAGUGGCCCCUGGGAGCAGAGGCUUGCUCCUUCAGGGUGGGAAGGACCCCUUCCUGCAGGCUUCACUGCUUGCUCAAGGCAGAGACACUCUGGCUAGAAAAGGGAACCAGGCAAGUGUGAAAAUGGGUCAGCAGAAUUAGAGAAAAGCCACAGCCAGAGAUUCAGAAUGGAAAACGACAGGAAUCCACAAGGAGGAAUCCGGCAGUCCAGUCCUUUAGCAGAACCUUUCGGACCAAGUGUGGAGAGCUGUGACCCAUUAGGAGGCUGGUUGAAAUGCAGACCCAGCACUCUCUCCUGGGAUUGGCAAAGAAGGGGGCUUGGCCUGCUGGAGGUGGCAGGGCUUGAGCUGCCUCCUCUGCCCCACAGGACCCCUGAGCGCAGCUCUAUCCCUCCCCAAAGGCAGCAUGUUGUCCCCAGAGCACCCAAGAGAUGGGUGUGGUGCCUGCUGGAAGAGUGAAGCAGAAUGUGGGCUUACCAGAGGGAGAUUCCCCAACUUUCAGGGGGUGCCCUGGCCCCAGCCCUCUGCAGGUGCAGCCUUCCUGUGCAUGAAAUCAGUCCUGCUGCAGAAGAGGAAGAGCCACACCAGCGUGGCAGACUGGUGGCGGGUGGGUGGGUGGGAGGGAGGCAGCCAUAUGCUCCUGUCUGAAUGUGUCUGACCAAAUGCUGGAGGCGGAUGAGAGGAGAGGCAGCCCUGGGGAAGGAGGGCAUUUACGAGGGCCCUCAGGCCAGCAACAUCUCAGGGCUCCUGCUGAAAGGGCCACCACCACCACCCCCGACAUCAAGCUGUUGCUCAAGUCAGGCUGCCCUUGCAGAGCUGCGGGGCUGCCCCAGGGCUCCUUUCCAUGGAGGUGGACACAUGGCUUAUGGGAAGGGGCAGAUAGGCCUUGCUUGAAAGGGGCUUCUGGGUGACCUCUGAGACCAUCUGGGGUCUUCCCAGGAGCAGCCAAGUGGACGACAGGCUCUCAGCCCUGCAAGCAGAAAGGCCAGACGAAGAGCCCCUUCCAAAAGGGAGAUGCUCCCAAGUUCAACUCUCUCUGCAAGCCGGUCAUGCUGGUCUAGGCCAACCGAGAGCCGGAAGUAUCCUGUUAUAUUCACGCCUCCUUUGCGAUUUCCCCACACUCGGCUUGUUAAAAACCUGGCCAUGAAUAAUUCACGGCUUUGAGCGCUGAAUGCUGUUUUUCUCCCUUCGGCCUGGCUCCCCCUCCCUCCCCUCCCCAUAUAUAAAACUGGGGUAUUCCCCAGGAGUCCGGAGCAGCAUCCUGUGCCUUGCCAGCACCCCUGCUGGGUCUAGGACCAAAUCGGGUUUUGGGUUGCAAGAGCUGGAAGUCUCCAAUGAUGCUAUAAAAGGUGAGAACUGGUACGGAGGUUUUGGCCAUGGCUUGUGGCUCCACUCAGGUUCCAUAUUUAAUUUCUUCCCCUGAAUUUGUUCCUGCAGGUGUCCAGCCCGGCCUCCUGUGAUCAGGGCCCCUUCAGGUGCCAGGAUUCAGUUCUUGUUCUCAGCUGCAGGAGGGCUGGAGAGGAAACCCAAAGCCGCCCCACCUAUUGGCUUCUUUUCUGCUCUUGUGGCUUGUGCCAGGCAUCAGUCCUCUUGGCUGACCUCCCCUUGCAGGGUGCGGCUGCCCUCAAAUGAAUCUGCUUGCCAAGGGUCCCCCAGACCUUUUGGGGAACAUGAGAUUCGGCCACUUUUUGGAACAGUCUCAGGCUUCUGCAGACAAGCUAAUGGGACAUCCGAGCAAGGAGCAGUCUUGGGGGCCUGCGGAGGAGCAAGCUGUGGGUCAGAAAUUUUGCUUGGUGCACAGGCUUGUGCAGGCAAUCACAUUCUACUCCUGUCACCCAUUUUCUGCUUGCAGAGUUUAAACUUCCCCCUUGCUGUUGCACCUCCCCUUCUCUGCUAACUGGCAACAGCCAUGGAAAAGACCUCCUGGCAGACACAAGGGUGAUCCAGAUGCCAUUCCGUCAGGGAAGAGGGUGCCCGAGGAGAGUCAGGCUUGCAAUGCAUUCCUUACAGAAUGCAGCCAGAGCAGGACCAAUGCAUGGCCUGAAGUGCCUUCUCUGAGAUGAAUGAACCACGCCCCCUGGCUAAGUUUCUUCCCUUUGCAAAGAGACCCUCCCCUACCCACCCCCCCAUGGCUCACUGGAGCAGGCACUGCUGGAAAUUCAAUGGCAGGAAGGCAUCAUCAGCAAGGCAGCUGCUGAGAGAGCCCCCCUCCCCCCAUGCAUCAGCUUGUGGCAGCGCUUCCAGGACACCUCCAGGAGACAGAGCCCCACCCCGCCAGAGGGUAACUUAGGAAUACCUGGCACACAGCCAGCUCUGCGGCCCCAUUUGCCUCUCCCUCCCCAGGACAGAUCAGCCUUUGUCCUCUUGCCACCUGCUCCAAAAGAAGCCAGCCUUUUGUCUCUGCCGGCGCAAGGCUGGGUGCCAGAGUGGAGUCUUAGGUUCCUGGUACCCAACAGCUGUUGCUCAUCAGCUCUGCACAUGCCCGUCUGGAGGGCUUUCUCUGCAGUGGGUGUGUGGGUGUGACUGCACACACUGCCAGCAGUCAGGAAAUAGGUGAGCUCUGGGGCAAAGCAGGCAGGAAUCUCCCAACAGAAGAGUGGGUGGGCAGCCCCUCUGCAAUCCACACCCCCAUCAGGAAGACCCUGAUGAGGCCGGGGGAGGAGCUUAACCCCCCCCCCCAAGAGUGGCGCUAGGAGCCUCCCUCCAGGUGGGUCCCCCUAGACAGGCAAGAGACCAUGACUGAAAAUUCAUCCUUCCUUGGUGGAGGCAACAGUGAGGCUGAGCAGGCUGGGCCUCUCUGUCCCAAUGCCCUUUUUGUCAUUGCAGAACUGACCCAGGAAGCCCCCAAACUGGAGGGGCAGACCCCCAUCACCUUCUCCAUGCAUGGGCUGGUAGAAGAGCCCCGCAGCUCUCUGGCUGAGGAGGAAGGAGGGACCCCAAUGCCCACCUCAGGGUUGUUGCAGGUGGCUGAGCGCCGGCAACCCCUGAGCAGCGUUUCAUCUCUCGAGGUGCAUUUUGACCUGCUGGACCUCACGGAACUGACAGACAUGUCUGACCAAGAGCUGGCCGAAGUCUUUGCAGAUUCGGAUGAGGAAAAUGCAGCCCGAGAGCCCCCUGCUGGACUGCAUCCCCACUCAACCCCCAGAGCCGGCUACCUCCGCUCCCCCUCCUGGACAAGGACAAAAGCUGAACCGGGGCGUGAGAAGAAACAUCUCAGCGAUCCUGAGCUCCAAGCAGACCCUUUCCUGGCUGUGGAAAAGCCAAAGGAGGAGUAAACAGGGGGAGGGCAGGAGCCCCGCCUGGGUGCCAGCCUUCACUCUUGCACAGUCAUCCCUCCUACGCAGCCGCAGCCGGGACGUUUGCAAACUGCGCCUCGUGCCAAGAGCCCCCCUUCCCCCUCAUUUAAUUUGCCAAUCUCCUUUCAGGCCCCAGCAGGCCCCCUUCCCCCUGCUGGACUGCCCAUUUCCUGCAGGCACUUUGAACCUUCCAGGGCUCUUUUCGGUUGGAGAAGGUAGACUGAGCAAGGGGUGCUCUCCCAACCUUAUUUGGAGGGGGGCUGGUGGCAAGAGCUGCCGAAGCCUGAAGGAGGGGCAGCCUCCUCUUCAGCCACGUGCCUUGAUUGCUGCUGGGCUGAGCCAGGAAGCUCCUCUGCCAAGACAAGCUACCCAUUAUACCAAAGGAACAGAGGGGCAAACACAGCACCAUUUCUGGGGCACUGAAACAGUGUGAAUUCUGGAACUUUCUCUGCUCUAAGCACACAUCGUUUCCAAUGGCCUUAACUCUUGCCCAGCACUCCACCGCUAUGCGCAAAGUGCACAGCACCAAUGCAGCUGGCCCAACUUCAGGCAGGCUCGGGAAUAUCCCCCUGGAGCCGAUGCCCACCCAUGUCAUAGCAGUGUGCCUUCCUCAGCAGAAAAAGCUUUUCUCGAGAGGAAGCCGGCCAGGGUGUGGCGUGGCGUGGCUGGCAAGGCACACGCUGCUGUUGCGGUGGCUCACCAACCUCCCUGGUGCUGGAGAGAGCUAAGCCAAGCAAGGUGAAGCAAUCGGCGUGAAACAGGAUCCCCGGUGCUUCCAGAACCCACACCUGUGACCAGACCAGAUGAAGAGUGAGUGGUGGACAGCAGAGAGCUUCCCCCAUGGACAAAAGCUCAAAUAUCUCCCCUAUCCGGAGGGCCCCCAUGGAGCUGGAGGAGAGCCAGCCAGCAAGGCUCCCACACGAGUUGGCCUUCUCCCUUCAGUCACUGAACCUCCAAGGCAUUCAUUAUUUCAGAGUUCACCAAUUCGGAGUUCUUCCUGACCUUCCCCAUGUCCCCACAACAACUCCCAUGUCCUCUGUAAGAAGAGAGGGACACGGGCUGGGGUGGCACUAGAGGGGCAGGCUCCGAGGACAGCACCUCUCCCCACCCUCUGGAUACGCCUGGGCCUUUUGCUUGCUUGACUCAGGACAGGACAAGAGUUUGCAUUGCCAACUCAAGUCAUUUACUUCAACCAAGAAAACACCAUACAAUCUGAUCUUGGCUGCUAUUAAACCCCACCUGCCAGGGAGCUCUGCGUUAGGAGGAGGUAGCUGUUCUCGGGACCACUAGCAAGGGGCCUGGCUGGUGGACACAACUGCUCUGCUGUCCCCUCCCAACCUUCCCUGGACUGUUGGACCAGUCCUUGUUCAUUCAGACAGUCCAUGGUCUCUUCUUCAGCAGCAACCGGCCCAGGAGAAUGAGCCCCGAGUAAAGCAGCAGAGACAGGCUGGUUUCCUUCUCUUCUCGACGCCACAAGGGACAGGCGGCCAUUCUAAGCUGCCAGCCAACAGCCAUCCUGUGUGGCCAGCCAAGAUGCCUGCAAUGCUUCCCUUUGCUUUUCCUUGGUACAGCUGCUCUCCAGGGCCAAGCAAGGGGAGAGGCUCUGCGGAUGAGACCUUCAAGUUCAGGGUUACUUGGGCUUGGAGAGACCCAUCUGGCUCCUGGGCCAUCUCUGUUAUACCCAACAUGGAGGCAAAAUCCUAGGCUCAGACUUGGUGGGUGUGGGGGAGGGUUUCCAAACCAGAAAAGUAAAAUUUCCCCUGGUUGACAGCAAGAGUGGCCUUCAGCUCUCCAUCUCCUUUAGGGCCACACAGAGGGACUGAAGCAAACUUUUUCAAUGUGAACACCACGUGAGGGGUGGGGAGAAGCCACCCCUGGAAAAAAAUUUAUGUGGACUCCUGGAGAGGCAUGCAGGCAGGGAUCCCCCUGGCACAAAAGGGCUUAGCUGGUCCUUUUGUGAGGGGCAACAGGAGAUCCCAAGCCCCCAUUCCCUGCUUGCUUUCUUGCCUCUGGGUCGGGCACAGCUGCUGGAGAGAUAGGCUGAUCUGCAAAGGGAUGGCCAAGUAGGCCCUUGGGCCAAGGUCCAAUCAGCAGCCCUCGAAGCCCCCUGGCCCAGACCCAGAGGGUGCCCUGUGAGGGCCCAAGUGUGGAGCGGCCACCUCCUCCCUCAAGGAGCAGCACAACAGCCCCCAUUGGCCUUGCAGGCUCUGCUGAAUCUUGGCCAUAUGCUGCACUGGGGAUGGGCACCCCAGUCUUCUCAACAUUCCAGGCUGCAUGUUGGGGUCAAGCACAGAUAACAUUUGAGUACCGAUUGUUGGCUUUUCCUCAACUAGACAGUGUCAUCCACUUGUGCAGCAAUGGAGCGAACCCCUUACAAGAUGAUACGGCUAGCCUCUCCUGAUUAUGUACAACCACACCAUGAAAGACAGACAUUUGAUGUUGGCCUGAUGAUUAGGGCACCAAGGAAGCAAGCCCAAAUGCACAAGGAAAGGGGUAUGUAUUUGCAUUCUAAACACCAAGGAGCACUUUCUUGUGUCCCAGCAUCAAGGAAACACUGGCUAAACUCCCAGGAGGAACCCAAGAUCUUCACAAGGGUAGCCAAUUCCUGCUUUUUGCAAAGCAAGGUCCUCCUGGGAUCUCAACAAUCUCCACCCAACCAGUCUGGUGUCUUCGAUAUUUGGAACCUCUGUCUUCGUUGAGUUCCUUCCAUGCUCUGUGUUCCUAUCCCCCCCUAAUCUUUGGAUUAAAUUCUGUCCAUACUUGUAUAGUGCCCCUCUGCUACCUCUGAUGUUCUGGUGAUUAAAGUUGUUUCAAAUGGUC
Molecule: messenger RNA, 7472 nt
Organism: Pantherophis guttatus
Lineage: Eukaryota; Metazoa; Chordata; Lepidosauria; Squamata; Colubridae
Source: RefSeq, a predicted model, not a curated record